This is a messenger RNA of Stegodyphus dumicola, 5525 nucleotides long. RefSeq names its product calsyntenin 1 (gene Cals). Gene Ontology annotation, molecular function: calcium ion binding. Lineage: Eukaryota; Metazoa; Arthropoda; Arachnida; Araneae; Eresidae. The record is from RefSeq and is a predicted model, not a curated record. Gene Ontology annotation, biological process: positive regulation of synapse assembly; positive regulation of synaptic transmission; homophilic cell-cell adhesion. Gene Ontology annotation, cellular component: cell surface; postsynaptic membrane.
GAGAGCAGCAAGCGAUCCGGUUAGCAGUCAGUAGAAACUUGUGAAGUGUUGUAGUGGUUGAAAAAGCAUAAAAACUUUAUUUUUAGGCUUAUUAGAACUGGAUAUACCGUGAUCAUUUACAUGUAUUAAACAUGAAAUAUCUUGGAAUUAUCAUCGCUUGCUUCGUCUGCUCGACAUACGCAAGAGGGCUUCACUUUGAGGAUGUAAAACCUGAUGUGGGAUACCAUGCUAUUGCCCGUGAAAAUGGACGAAGUGUCGAGGUUUCACCCAGGAUACGAGUUGGAGGUGGGGAGAUAUGCAGUUUUAUUAUUUCAAAUAAGCAUCAUGGUGAAAUUCCUUUCAUGGUGCAAAUUGUGGACAAAGAGAAAGGAGAAGCUAAGCUUGUUGCUAAGAAAGAAUUGAACUGUGAGAAGAGGAAGGCUUACAAGUUUGACAUUGCUGCUGUUGGAUGCGACAAAACGACAUCCGAAAAUGUAACUGUUCACCUAACUGUAGAAGACAUGAAUGAGUUUGCUCCUGAGUUUGUUCAGGAGACGUAUAGUGCGGAUGCAGAUGAGGACAGGCUGUAUGAUAAAAUUGUUCAGGUAGAAGCAGAUGAUAAUGACUGCUCAGCCAAAUUCAGUGAUAUAUGCAAAUAUGAAAUUCUCACAAGGGACCAGCCUUUCACUAUCGACCAGGAAGGACGAAUCAAGAAUACAGAGCCAUUGUCUUGGGAAGAAGCACCAAAUCAUAUUUUGACAGUGGUGGCAUAUGAUUGUGGAAUGAAACGUUCUAAGCCUGCAACCGUCAAUAUAAAGGUGAACAGGGUUUGCCGCAUAGGAUGGAAAGACUUUCACGAACGAAUCGAAUAUACUCCAGGCAGUGGGAGGAGACCUCUUUUCCCCCAGGCCCGGCUAGAAUUGUGUGACGUGCCAUGUAAAUUGGAAAGGGUGGCAGCCAAAGUCUCACUCGCCACUCGACAUAUUGGCAAGGGAUGUGACAGAGAUACUUAUUCUGUUGAAUCCCAGAGGAAACUUUGUGGAGCCAGCUCUGAUAGUAUCGAUCUGCUGCCUAGCCCAGGAAUUGGUGCUGAAUGGACAAGAACACUGCCUACAGAUGAUGGGCAUGAAAGCGAUCAGAUAUACGAGUUUGAUGGCACUUCAAAUGCUGUUGUGAUACCAGAGACCACAUUAAAUCACAAUUUGACUGAUAAUUUUACAGUAGCCUUUUGGAUGAAGCAUGAACCAUAUCCUGACCACAAUGAUACACACAUGAAGGAGCACAUAAUUUGCAAUGCUGAUGAUCACAAAAUGAAUCGACAUCAUUAUUCUAUAUUUGUGAGAAACUGCCGAUUAAUAUUGUUGCUUCGACGAGAAUUUUAUCAAGAAAGACCUAGUGUAUUUAGACCUGCAGAGUGGCGAUGGAAGAUGCCCGAAGUGUGUGAUAAUCAAUGGCAUCACUAUGCUGUGAGCAUUAAUUUCCCUGAGGCUACUCUAUAUGUAGAUGGACAGCAAUUCAAGAUUCAGACUAAUAAUCCUGAUAUUGUUGAUGACUGGCCUCUGCAUCCAGCUAAAGAUAUAAAUACAACAUUUGUUGUUGGGGCUUGUUGGCAAGGAAAAGAUGAAAAAAUGGCAUUUAAUUUUCAUGGCUUUCUUGCUGGUCUGUCCAUACUAAGAGGCAGGACUGAAAACCCUGAAGUUCUGGCUUGUCUUCAUCGUUGCAAAGAAGGCCUUGAAGUUCCACCUGCUGAUCUUUUGGAACCUGGAAUGGAACUUCUCACUAAUUCUGAUUUGAGUGAAGUAACAGUUGAAGGAAAUAGCAAAAGUAAUUUAGAAGAUUUAAUAUCUCGAGUUGGAUAUGUCAAUUCUCGAGAGUUCCCAACUCCAGGACGUCGCAGUGUUCAGAUUACAACAACGGUCACGUGUGCAAGAGGAAAAACUGUGAAAGUGCCUCCUGUUGAGGCAUAUAUCAUGGUCUUGCAGCCAGAAUUGCCAAGUAUUACAAUCAAUGGCACUCCUAAUUUAGCUAGAGAAUAUGAAGCAUUUAAACAAGGUAUUCAGCUUUUUGCAUCAGUUUCUGUUUUAAUUAGUCAAGACCAAGAAGAAGAAUAUUCUGUACAUGGCAACCAAGAAAACGGUCCAAAUUCAUUGGAUCAUAAAUUAGAUUCCUGCAGUGUGCAAGUGUAUCCUCCCUUGAAUCCUGAUCAUGAAUAUUUCAAAUUGCCCAACAGCCUUAUGACUCAUCUUGGUAUUCAUUAUAAAGAAAACAAAGAUGGCUUGAUUAUAUUUGGGGCCGAUACCAUUCAUAAUUAUGAUUUGGUUCUCCGACAAAUUGUUUAUUACAAUAGAAAACCUGCCUACUACCUAAAUCGUGCCUUCAAAUUGGUUUGCUCUGAGCUGAAUGGUCGUUUCGUCAGCAACGAGUAUAUUCAAACUCUGACAGUCAUUCACCCAAGAGCAGAACCUGGACAUGAGGCAGAUCCUAAGCCAGCUGCAGAACCUGUCAAUCAUGCACAAGUGCACGACCACAAAGUAGAAUUUAAGGAAGCUAAAGUUCGAGCUGCAGGUUUCAUGGAUAAUGGCCUGGGCAGUGAAGCAAUAGCAAAGACAUCUGCUAGUCAUGCAGUUGCCAUCAUAAUUGUAGUAUGCGUCGGGUUCCUUGUUUUCAUGAUAGUUCUUGGAGUCAUUCGAAUUCGUGCAGCACACCACAGGUCUCGAGAAUCCCGAGAUGAUGACCAAGAAAUGGCCUGGGAUGAUUCUUCUCUCACAAUCAUAGUUAAUCCAAUGGAUCAAAUAGAGCAAGAGCAAGGCCCCAGGCCUCUCAAUGAAGACGACGACAGUGAGAGCUCAGACGAUGGAAGCAGCUAUCGAGAUGAUGGUGAAUCCUCCGAAGAAGAGGAGGAAGGAGCUGGAAAAGCAAAAACUAAGGAACUGGAAUGGGACGACUCAACUCUUAAUUUUUGAGCGUCGUUAAAACUUACUUUGACGUAUCCACAUACAUACAUUCCGGAGCUAGCAGUUUGGCACGCACUUUAAAUUGCCAGAAGAAAAAAAUUUACUCUGAAGAUUAAAAUAUUGAAGAAAAUAUAAAGGGACACCAGCUACUUUAGAAACUGUAUGCGGAUACACUUGUAUGAACAUUGCCGGCGGAUGGUUGUCAUUCGGUAGUCUGCCGUAAAACAUUUGUCUUCUUUUUCUGUAAAUUACAUAGUGCAGUUUUCCUUGCAAUAUAAUUUCUCAGUGAGAGAAGGGAUCAUCAUUAUUAGGCCAUCAAUUUAUAUACUUAUCAGUGUCAUAUUUAGUGCCAUAAGAGUGGUAAAUUUGAGUUCCUGCAUAAUUCCCUUUUUCAGGUUAUAUUCAAACAAUGUAGUUCCCACUUUAUUUUUGAGUAUUUCACAGUGGCAUCAUUAUUCAACCAUUUUCUAUAUCUCUGCUUUUGAAAUGCUAAUGCCAUGUGAAUCCUUGUAUACUGAUAUGUACAAAUGCUUAACCUUUAAAGUGUGGAAUUUAUGCAAUGUUAUCUGCACAAAAUGUCAUUAAGCACAGUGUAACUAUCUGAUAUUUUAGUACAUUUAUUACACCAUCUGUUCAUUACCCAAAAAAAAAAAGAAAAAGAAAAAAGAAAGAAAGCUGCUUCUUAAACGAUACAUAAAUCCUUAGCAAUUAAAUAAACAAUUCAUAAUCAUUGAACGAUAACUACUCGCACAGCUUCAAAUAGGGUGCAAUAUUUUCUUAGAAUUGCAUUUUCAGGGUUUGUGUUUAUUACAAACCAUGGUAUGAUGGAGUUAAAUUUUGUUUAAAUUGCUUUUUUAUGUAAAGUUAUUUAAAGAAUUUAGAAUAAGGAAAUUUCAAACUAUAUGAAAUGGAAUGUUGAUAAAUGUUGUCUGUUUUAUGAGCAUGUCUACUUUUCCAUUUUGACUCUUAGCAUUUAUUCUCAUGAGUCAGUAUGAAGUGAGAUAAACAAAUUUUUCUUUUAUAAAUACAAACCCUGAAUUGAAAAUGAAUUCAUUAUCCAGGCAGUAAAGGUUAAACAUUUGGCCAAAUCCUUAAUAUUAGAAUUAUCUUUCUCCUUCGCACAUCAUUGUAGGUCACGAUAAAUCGGAAACACAUAUCGGAAUUUUGAAACAUUUUUUUCUUUGUCUGUAUUUAACAUAUAUGUGUCGUAUCUUUAAAGCAUGCUUGUUGUAGUAUCCUAAAACUGUCUUAGGGUGUAGCGAGAGACUUAUUUGUGAUGUCAAUUAUUACUGGCUGGGUGUCUAAGUGUACUUAUUUUAGCAGUUGGACAUUUGUACAGUUUGUGCCACUGAUGGCUUUCCUCUUAUUUCUUGUGAAAACUGCUGUUUGUGAUCAGAAUUGUAAAAAUAAAUUCCGUUCCUUUCGGCAUUCUGUAAUAGUUGUCUGUGAAUUUUCAGAAUAUAUGUAGAAAUAUUUUGUUUUCAGUUAAUGUGCCAUAGCAUUAUUUUAGAAAAUUGUUGGCAGUCAUCAACUCUUGUAAUAGUAUAGAGUCGACCAUUACAGAGUGCCUCCAAGUAUACCUAAAUCUAGAACCACCCACCAAUUGCAUUAUAAGUUUAGAUUUGCGAGUACUAAUAUUUUACGUAUGUAUAUCUGUUUUGUUACAUUCAGUACAUUCCAUAUGUUUCUCUUUUUAGAGUAAAAUGUUGUUGUUGAACUCAGUAAUAAGUAUUGAUUAUGGUGGUGGGAGUUUGCAAAUACAAGUAACACCUUUUAUUAAUCAAGUGAUAUUUUACUGCAUAUGAUGCAGCUAUGCAUUACACUGUAUAACAUUUGUAUAGGAGAUAGGAAUGACACAUUUUAUGUUUUUGAUGCCCAAAGCCGUUCUGCAGAGCAUUUGUAUCAUAGUUCUCAAUUUAUUGCAGAUGAUACUUGUACUUCUGAAGCCUUUUAUUUGCAUUUUAUGUUUUUGAAUUAGAAUAUACUGUAAAUAUGAAAUGAGUAAUUGCAUCGUAUGCUAUAUGGGAUAGCCUUUGAAGAUUGAAAUAAUUUUAUUAAAUUAAUUUUUCUGUUUUUUAAUUUCAUAUACAUGUAGACAGUUUACUUUUUGAUUCUAGUUCAUUAAAUUGCUUUAUUUAUGUAUAACAUCUAUCAAAUUAAAUAGGAACUAGAAUAUUCUGUAUAAUUAGUCUUAAUUGCAAUAAUUCAGGUUCACUGCAAUUUUCAUAUUUGAAUUGAACCAGAAUAUGAGAAAGUGAGACAAAUGCUUACCUAUUAAUAAUUAUAUGCAAAUAUUAAAUAUAUUAGAUAUUGAAGACUGUGAAAAGGCGGCUUUGUACGUUUGUGCGAGAUUAUCCAUCUGGUAUGAAUUUUUAAGUAUAGCAAUUAUUUGAUCAUUUUGGAAGAGAAUAUAAAUUUUUGCUUUCUGUUCUACUUUAAUGAACUGCAAAUAAGUUGCACAGUGUGCAACUAUGUACGUAGAUCGAAACUUUUUCAAGAGAAAAAAUGAGUUUUGAAAUCUAAUAAAUGAAGCAGACUAUGUUCUGUAUGUUGUGUUGCUGUAAAUGCAAUAAAAUCUGUUUUAUUCCCCAU